AUGACUAUAAGCUGUUUGGACCAUUUCUUCCCAGAGCCUGUUGGAACUAAAAGCAACCUAGUUGAUAAUCAGAUUUUGUUUCCUAAAUCAAUGAUGGAAUUUUGGGGUUCUCCAAGGCAAGACCUAAUAGUGGAAAGGCUUUCAGAGUUUGAGAAGGUUGCUUAUGCACAACACCAUAUCAGAUGCCUUCCAAAGGAGAGGGAAGCACUCCUUCAAUUCAAGGCUGCCAUUGUGGAUGACUACGGCAUGCUCUCAUCUUGGACCACUCCCGACUGUUGCCAAUGGGAGGGGAUUCGCUGCAACAAUCUCACCGCUCAUAUUAUAAGUCUCCACCUUCCUGGACAGUAUCAUUAUGAAUCUCUUUCUCUUUACUAUUAUGAUGAAUCUAUUUCUCGGCGUUACAUCAGCGGAGAGAUCCACAAGUCGUUAAUGGAGUUGCGACACUUACAGUAUUUCAACCUCAGUUUCAAUUAUUUUCGAGAGAGUAAUAUUCCAGAGUUUCUUGGCUCUCUUACCAACUUGAGAUAUCUUGAUCUCUCUUCAUGUGGUUUUAGCGGACAAAUUCCAACUCAGAUAAGUUCUCUUUCUCAUUUGAAAUAUUUGAAUCUUGCUCAUAAUUAUUAUUUGAAUGGUUCAAUCCCUCGUGAAAUUGGAAAUCUCUCUCGGUUGGAGUAUCUUGAUCUCAGUGGCAAUUCUUUUGAAGGAAGUCUGCCAUCUCAGAUUGGAAAUCUCUCUCGGCUGCAGUAUCUUGAUCUCAGGUACAAUUCUUUUGAAGGAUACAUUCCUUCCCAACUAGGAAACCUUUCAAAUUUGCAUAAACUCUAUCUUGGAGGAUAUGAUAGUGCUCUCAAAAUUUUCACUACUGAUCAAUGGUUAUCUAAUCUUAAUUCUUUAACCCAUCUUUCCUUCGAUUACACAUCUAAUUUUAACAGUUCUCCUAGCUGGCUUCGAAUCAUUUCCAUGCUACCAAAACUAAGAGAACUCAGUUUGAUUGGAUGUGGCCUUUCCGAUCAUUUCCUCCUUUCAUUCAACCCUUCCAACUUCAAUUUUUCUACUUCCUUUUCUGUCCUUAGACUUUCCUUAAACUCCUUCACGCAACCGAUGAUAUUCCAGUGGGUGUCAAACACCACUUCCAACCUUGUUGAGCUUGACCUUAGUUGGAACCUCUUGAAGGGUUUGACAUCAAAUCAUUUUGGCUUGGCCAUGAAUUCGCUUGAGCACCUUGACCUCUCCUAUAAUGUGUUAAAGGGUGAAGAUUUGAAAUCAUUCAUCAAUAUAUGCACCCUACAUUCAUUAUACAUGAAUGGAAACAAUAUGACCGAAGAUCUUUCGUCAAUUCUUCAUAAUUUCUCUCGUGGUUGUGUUAGAUAUUCACUACAAGAGUUGAGUUUGGCAUACAAUCAAAUCAGAGGCUCCAUACUUGACCUUUCAGCUUUUUCAAAUUUAAAAGUGUUGGAUAUUUCUAACAAUCAAUUGAGUGGGAAGAUACCUGAAAGCACUAGAUUGCCAUCUCAUUUGGAGCAGUUGUCAAUUAGUUCUAACUCUUUAGAAGGUGGUGUUCCAAAAUCAUUUGGGAGCACAUGUACUUUGGAGUUAUUGGAUUUGUCUUAUAAUAAAUUGAGUGAAGAUCUUACAGUCAUAUUUAAUCAUUUGUCUGGAUGUUCUAGAUACUCAUUGCGAGAACUAUAUCUUGGUCAAAAUAAAGUCAAUGGCACAUUACCUGAUUUCUCAAUAUUUGCAAAGUUGGAAACGUUGGAUCUCAGUAUCAAUCAAAUUAGCGGUAAUUUGCCUAAAACCCUCGAAUUGUUGCGAUCAUUAAAACAAUUGUACCUUGAUAGUAACAAGCUAAAUGGGACAAUUUCUGAAGAUCUUCGAUUUCCAAGAAAACUUGAGAUAUUAUCCUUGAGGUCAAACUCAUUGAAAGGUGUGUUAACUGACGCUCAUUUUUUUAAUAUGACAAAGUUAAGGACAUUGAUGUUGUCAGAUAACUCAUUGACGUUAGAAGUUAGUCAAAAUUGGGCUUCGGCCUUUCAAUUGGAUAAUAUUGAAUUGAGGUCUUGCAAGCUUGGUCCAUUGUUUCCCAAAUGGCUAGAGAAACAAAACGAAUUUCGAUACCUUGAUAUUUCAAAUAGUGGAAUAUCAGGUACCGUUCCAAAAUGGUUUUGGACCAAAUUUGGAUUGUCAAUUUUGAUGAGUAUUAAUAUUUCAUGUAAUAAUUUACAAGGUACGAUUCCAAAUUUGCCAAUAGAGAUUCAUUAUUCUUCUCUUAGUCUUGCAUCAAAUAAAUUUGAAGGUCAUGUUCCACCAUUUUUAAGAGGCUCAACAUUUCUUGAUCUGUCAAACAAUAAAUUCACAAAUUCUUUUUCAUUUUUGUGCUCGAGUGGUGUAGCUGAAUCUUUAUACCAAUUAGACCUUUCAAAUAAUAAGUUUUUUGGACAAAUUCCAGACUGUUGGAUCCAUUUCAAGUCAUUAACUUACUUAAAUAUGAGUCAUAACAAGUUUUCAGGAGAGAUUCCUUCUUCAAUGGGAUCACUCCUUCAACUUCAAGUUUUGCUAUUGAGAAGGAAUAACUUAAUAGGUGAAAUCCCUUCCUCCUUAAGGAGAUGCACAAAUUUAGUGAUGGUAGAUAUAUCAGAAAAUAGAUUAUCUGGAUAUAUCCCAAAUUGGAUUGGGAAGGAAUUAUCAAAGUUGCAAUUUUUAAGCUUAGGAAGGAAUUAUUUGUAUGGAAGUUUACCAUUGAAAAUUUGUUAUCUAAAAAGCAUUCAACUCUUAGAUCUCUCGCUAAACAACCUAUCUGGACAAAUUCCUAAAUGCAUAAAACAUUUUUCUUCGAUGACUCGAAUGACUUCCUUGACAAAUUAUGAAGGUCAUCAUUAUUCGGUCCAUACUGGUGCUAUCGAUAGAUACUUUUCAUACAAGUUGAAUGCAAUCUUGAUGUGGAAAGGUUCAAAAGAAAUGUUCACAGACACAGGAUUAUCCCUUUUAAAUAGCAUUGAUCUCUCAAACAACCAAAUAUCAGGAGAAAUUCCAAAAGAAAUAGAAGGUUUAUUUGGAUUGGUGUCAUUGAAUUUAUCAAGAAACCAAUUGAAAGGGAAAAUUCCUUCAAAUGUUGGAAAGUUAACAUCACUUGAAUUUCUUGAUUUGUCACAAAACCAACUUGUUGGUUCUAUUCCUUCUAGUCUUGCUCAAAUUGAUCGACUCACUAUGUUAGAUUUGUCACAUAAUUAUUUAUCUGGAAAAAUUCCAACUGGCACACAAUUACAGAGUUUCGAUGCAUCCAAAUAUGAAGAUAAUGUUGAUCUCUGUGGACCACCAUUAAAGGAAUUGUGCAUUGAUGGAAUGGCAAGACAAGGACCAAUUAUUAAAUUUCAAGAAGAUGACAAUUUGAUUUUCAAUCGUGAAUAUUAUAUAAGUAUGACAAUUGGAUUUGUUAUAAGCUUUUGGGGAGUAUUUGGCUCAAUCAUAAUAAUACGUUCUUGGCGUCAUGCAUAUUUCGAAUUCUUAACUUAUUUAUCAGACAGUCUCUAUGUCAUGACAAUGGUGAAAGUUUUGAAGAGAUUGCACACAACAUAG
This is a messenger RNA of Vigna radiata var. radiata (mung bean), 3573 nucleotides long. RefSeq names its product receptor-like protein 12. Gene Ontology annotation, molecular function: protein binding. The transcript has 3 exons. The record is from RefSeq and is a predicted model, not a curated record. Bases 1 to 3573 code for a protein of 1190 amino acids. NCBI's taxonomy places the organism in Eukaryota, Viridiplantae, Streptophyta, Magnoliopsida, Fabales, Fabaceae.